Molecule: messenger RNA, 1629 nt
Organism: Penicillium griseofulvum
Lineage: Eukaryota; Fungi; Ascomycota; Eurotiomycetes; Eurotiales; Aspergillaceae
Exons: 4
Coding region: 1-1629 (542 amino acids)
Cellular component (GO): mitochondrion
Source: RefSeq, a predicted model, not a curated record
AUGCGUAUGCUAUCAACCAUUCGAAACAUCUCAAAGUCAUAUUUUGGCCUGCCAGAAACGCCUCUAUCGAUAACCUGUCGAGGCGUACCUAUCGUUCACGAGGACCUAUUCGCGUACACAAAUGGCCAUUUCCUGGUUGACGAAGAAAACCAGCAUAGCCGACGAUAUGUCCGGUUUGAUCUGGACGCGCUUUGCAACACUGCUUCUACAGCCGGUGGGAAUACUAGUCAGAUCACCGCCAUUGAGAAAAUGGAAGGAGGUUUUAGCAAAGCUUUCUUGAUGCGCAAAUCUGAUGGAACGGACGUGAUAGCUAAAAUCCCAUGCCGGAUUGCUGGGCCACCUUCAUUAACAACAUCUAGCGAGGUGGGAGUUUUAGAAUAUGUUAGGAGAUACACAAGCAUUCCCGUCCCUCGUGUCCUUUCAUGGUCAUCGGAUGGGUCGAAUGCUGUUGGUGCCGAGUAUAUAAUCAUGGAGAAAGCUGCCGGUGUUCCGCUAUUUGAACGCUGGGGCAAUAUGGAUGAGUUCGAAAAGCUGCAACUGAUCAAGAACCUCACCGAACUUGAGGCUCAACUGUCGUCUAUACAAUUUCCUGCCUACGGAGGAUUGUACCUUCGGACCGAUAUAAGAGGAUCAACUCGCACCCUCGACGAUGAUAUUGAUCCAUCUCAGUCUUUCGAAAUUGGUCCUUCCUGCGAUCGUGCAUUCGAUCGUAAGACGACUCGAAAGUGUAACCAAGGGCCUUGGGACACACUCUCGAGCUUUGGGUCAUCCAUCGCACAACGAGAAUUGUUACAAAUAUCUAAUGCAGGCCAACCAGAUAAGUAUGGCUUUUACAAAGGGACCGUUGAUGAACAAAGCCAACUCUUGAAAAUCACAAUGGGCCUUAUGAAGCUCUUAGACUCAAACGAACUACUGAAGAAAGUUUCUCAGCCUACACUGUGGCACACCGACCUUCAUAUGGGAAAUAUUUUCGUUGCUCCCGAGGAGCCUUCAAGAAUUGUUUCCCUCAUCGAUUUCCAAUCAACGUCCGUACUUCCCGCAUUUCUCCAGGCCCGUUGGCCCGUGUUUCUCAGGCCACCGCAGAACUACGAUUAUGUGAAGGGAAUAUUCCAUCCUGAACUCCCUGAAAACUUUAAAGAACUUGACGAAGAAAGCAAAGUUAUUGCUUUACGUGACUGGACCCAAGUGAAGUUGGCAAAAGCUUAUGAAGUUUCCACCUACCUUGAAGACAGACCAGCGUCUAAUGCGAUGAAUGUACCUCGUAUAUUUCAGGAGCUCUUCACUCGCUGUGGAGAAGUCUCUGAGGUGGGCAUUGUUCCUCUUCGUGCGUGUCUGAUAGAAAUUUCUCAGAGUUGGUCGGAGCUUGGCUUUCAUGGAGAAUGUCCCUUUACAUUCAGCCAACAAGAUAUUGACGAACAUGAACGUCACUUCGCCGAAUACCAAGCUUGGUAUGAUGUUAGAGCACUUGCUGAAGAGUGUCUCGACACCGAUUCAGAAGGAUGGAUUGCUCCGCAAUUGGAUAUAAAUGAGAAGAGAAGGCAAAACGAGGAGCUACUGGCCAUGUGCAUCGAAAGAGUUGCUGGUGAGAGAUCUGUGCAAGAGGCGAAGGCUAUGUGGCCUUUUUCUUGA